Messenger RNA from Kwoniella botswanensis, 1434 nucleotides. RefSeq names its product peptide chain release factor 1. Gene Ontology annotation, biological process: translational termination. Gene Ontology annotation, molecular function: translation release factor activity. NCBI's taxonomy places the organism in Eukaryota, Fungi, Basidiomycota, Tremellomycetes, Tremellales, Cryptococcaceae. The record is from RefSeq and is a predicted model, not a curated record. Bases 1 to 1434 code for a protein of 477 amino acids. The transcript is spliced from 6 exons.
AUGGUCCUGGCUAGUCGCUCUAGAUCGAUACCCCGUCUACCUAGACGUGCGUUCUUCAGUGUACCUGCUGUUGCCUACCCCAUAAUCAACAGAUUAUGUUCGUGUGGAUGUUCAAAAUUCAAACCAUCCAUUUCCUCUUCGCAUCAUCAGAAUCGAUCAUACACAAGCACGACGGUAGCCACAAGUCAUAGGAAUAUACCGAAAGUGAUUCUCAGGAUAUGGCAAAGUCGUAGAUACACGACCGAGGCUGAAAUAGAUCAGACUCAAGAUCGAUGGUGUACCGAGAUAGAAGAGAGACAGGCGAAAUUGAUCGAAAGUGCCAAAGCUAGAGUGGAACUAUAUAAGAAGACGAUAGAGCAGGAAAUGGAAGUGACCGAUGUUCAAGGUCAGAUUGGUCGAGCGAAGAUACAGCGAGAACUAGGUCCAUUAGCUCAGUUGUGGGAUAAAUAUAUGGGUUUGAGGAAGUCAAUAAUAGAUCUUCAACCUGAACUGGACGAUCCCGAUCCCACAUUACGAGAUCUAUUCCUCACCGAGCACACAGAUCUAUGUGCCGAACUCGAUACGCUCUUAACUGAUGAACUACCCAAAUUACUCUUACCUACCCCCUCCACAGCUUUAUUACCAUGUAUGAUUUCUCUCAAUGCUGGUGUCGGCGGACUGGAGUCUGCCUUGUGUACAGAAGACCUGGCAAGGAUGUAUGUCCGUUUCGCCGAGAAAAAGGGAUGGAAAAUCGAGGAGUUGUCUAAAGUUGAAGGAUCAGGUGGGAAAGGAGGUGGAGGAAUUAGAGAAUUAACUCUGAAAUUCGAUCAUUCACCUUAUGCCUCUCAAGAUGAAGAAGAGAUCUUUGGGUUGAUGCAGUGGGAAAAGGGCGUACAUAGAAUACAGAGGAUACCCGUUAAUGAGACUAUGGGUAGGAUACAUACGAGUACAGUUGCUGUUGUUGUAUUACCCAUUUACCCCGAUACGGAAGAAUCCCCUUUAGUCGACCCGAAAGACGUCAAGAUUGACGUAAUGCGAGCGAGAGGAGCAGGAGGUCAGCAUGUCAACAGGACCGAAUCUGCUGUUCGUCUAACUCAUAUACCAACGGGUAUAACUGUAUCCAUGCAAGAUUCGAGAUCACAACAUCAGAAUCGAGCAUGGGCGUGGGAUAUCCUAAGAGCGAGAUUGAGCGAGAAGAAACAUAACGAAGAAGUCGAAGCUCGUAGGGCUAGUAGGAGAGAUCAGGUUAAAGGCGCCGAUAGGAGCGAUAAGAUCAGGACGUAUAACUUCAAUCAGGACCGACUUACAGACCAUAGAUUCGGAUUCACCAUCACCGGCCUCCAGAACGUAUUAGAUGGAGAUGGGUUGGAAGAUGUGAUUACAAUGAUGAAACGUGAUUUACAAGAGAGAAGGCUAGAAGCUCUGUUACAAGGUGAAGAAGAUAUAGAUUAUUAG